Messenger RNA from Elaeis guineensis (African oil palm), 1378 nucleotides. Lineage: Eukaryota; Viridiplantae; Streptophyta; Magnoliopsida; Arecales; Arecaceae. The record is from RefSeq and is a predicted model, not a curated record.
ACAACUGCCCCUUCUUUUUGAGUGUUGAGAGAUCCAUCCUUCUCUGGUAGUCACCAAAAUGGCCAUGAUCUUAGGUGCUUUUGUAGGAAGAUGCGUUGACAGGCUUUCAGAAUUUAUCGGGGGAGAGAUGUCCAUGAUGCUGGGCGUGAAGGACGAGCUGAAAAAGCUUCAAAGAAGAAUGGAGAGGAUAAGCGGCUUUCUUGAAUCAGCAGAGCGGAAGAGGCAUGAAGACUGGAAUAUCAAUAGCUGGGUGGUGGAGUUGAAAGAUGUCAUGUAUGAUGCGGAUGAUAUCAUUGACCGUUGUAUGAUCGAGGGCAGAAUUGUCACAAUAUUGUCGGAAAAUCAUCCCUCCACAUCAGCGGUACGCGACACCUCAUCUUCAUCAUUUUUUUCCUUUGGCUACCUCAAGUUCCAGCAUGAAAUUGGUGACAAAAUUCAAGAACUUAAUGAUAGGCUAAAAGAGAUUAAAGAGGAUAGAUCAAUGUUUCCCGCACUAGAGUACACUAAGCAAAGUGCUCGAGUGACUGGAGUAAAUCCCCGUCAAACUGUUUCCAUUGUAAUCAAGUCUGAUAUCGUAGGGACAAAAAUUGAAGAUGAUACCCAGAGUCUCGUGGAGUCCUUGGUUAAAGAAGAUAAUAAAAAAUACCGAAUUUUGGGGAUUGUUGGUAUGGGUGGAAUUGGUAAGACGACUCUUGCUUCUAAGAUAUACAAUGAUGAAAGGAUAGAAAAGAACUUUCCUAUACGGGUAUGGGCAUGUAUUUCUCAGGAUUUUUCAGAGAUAAAAUUGCUGAAAGAUAUAAUUAGGAAGGCAGGUGGAAAUUAUGGGGAGGCUGAAACUAAGGAGGAACUCAUACGCUGCCUUUACUCCACACUUUCACAAAGAUUCUUUAUUAUAUUAGAUGAUGUAUGGGAGAAAGAUGUAUGGGCGAAAUUGCUUAGAUAUGCCAUUGAAAAUGCAGCAGCUAGUGGUAAGAUCCUGAUUACUACUCGAAAUACAAACAUUGCUAGAAAUAUUGGAGCAGAUAUCCACCACGUCAAUAAAAUGGAUGAUGACAGUUGCUGGAAACUGCUCCACAAGAAUGUCUUUGGAGAUGAUGAUGAAGAGGAGGAGAUCUCUGGUUUAAAAGAAAUCGGGAUUAAAAUUGUUGAAAAAUGUGAUGGUCUUCCUCUCGCAGUCAAGGUCAUUGCGGGGGUUCUGAGGUCGAUGGAUAGAAACACCAUAGAAUGGAAUAAGGUUCUCGAAAGUGAUGCUUGGUCCAUGAGUCAACUUCAUGAAGAACUCCCAGGAGCUCUAUUUUUAAGCUAUGAAGAUUUACCCUCUGAUCUCAAACAGUGUUUUCUUUAUUGCUCCUUGUUUCCUGAGGACUCUAAAAUGUAA